Molecule: messenger RNA, 417 nt
Organism: Microthlaspi erraticum
Lineage: Eukaryota; Viridiplantae; Streptophyta; Magnoliopsida; Brassicales; Brassicaceae
Source: the annotation of a GenBank genome assembly
AUGCGUUCAACAGAGGAUAUCAUUUUGGAACGAAUUAGAGCUCCUGGUUUGAAGGCGGAAGAAGCAAAGCCAUCACGAGAUGCUAUGUCUGCAGAAGCUUGUACGGCUGGAACUGGAACUGGCAAGGCCGCUUAUGUCCCGCCAAACAUGGGAGGAGGUGCAGACAGAAGAGCUAGUACUGGCUCAGACAUGAGGUGGAGGAACGAUGAGAACUCUGUACGUGUGACUAACUUGUCUGAAGACACCCGUGAACAGGAUUUGAUGGAGUUGUUCGGUCCGUUUGGCGCUGUGACCCGUGCCUAUGUGGCCGUCGACCAGAAGACGAACAUGAGCAGAGGAUUUGGUUUUGUCAAUUUUGUAAGCAAGGCAGACGUAGAGCGAGCGAUAAACAAACUGAAUGGGUAUGGUUGGUUAUGA